Molecule: messenger RNA, 1314 nt
Organism: Schistocerca gregaria
Lineage: Eukaryota; Metazoa; Arthropoda; Insecta; Orthoptera; Acrididae
Exons: 7
Coding region: 1-1314 (437 amino acids)
Biological process (GO): sensory perception of smell; detection of chemical stimulus involved in sensory perception of smell
Cellular component (GO): plasma membrane
Molecular function (GO): olfactory receptor activity; odorant binding
Source: RefSeq, a predicted model, not a curated record
AUGGAGCACUCGGAUGCCAACUACCAGUCUCUGCUGGGCUCCGGAGCUUCGAUUCGGCGCCUGAUGGGCCUGUGGUGGUCCCAGGGGCGACGGGGCCGCCUCUGGUCGGCAGUGGCCGCCACAGUGACAGUGGGCUCUCUCGCGUUGCUGACGACUUUCUCAGCUCUCAAGCUUAUCAUGGACACUCCGUCUGAGCUCGAAGAGAUCACACUGUGCUGUUUCGUUAUGUCGAUCGCCCCCGGAUUCUUGACCAAGGCAGUGCUCUUUAUCUACCAAGGUGAUACUCUGAAACACCUGCUGAAGCUUAUGUCCGGCAUCAGAAGACUGUACAGGAACAACAAAAGAAGCGACGACAUUCGACACUCUUACCAAAUUCUGUCAGGGCGAGUGUAUCUCUACAUGCAGGUAGCUGUAGUGCCGGCGUACGCUGGUUGGGUUUCCAUUCCGCUACUUGCCCGUUUUUUCUUCAACUCCGACGAUGAUUCGAUUGAAUCAAAUCACCAGUUCCCUGUGCCUCUCUGGUUUCCUGGAAACAUAUAUGUAGCACCCACGUACGAAAUAUUGUAUGGCAUUCAGUCUUUCUGCAUACUAGUAACAGCUCAGUCUGCGAUUUGCAUAGACGUUUUCUUCUUCCAUGUAAUGCUUAUGGUUGCAGCUGAGCUACAAGUUCUGAACGAAAACAUCUCAGUCAUGCAGAAAUUAAAUGUGAAAAUACAAGGAUACGAAGACUACAGAUUUAAAUUUUACGGAAACAAUUACGAACUGACCUUUCCAAGAAAUGCUCUUCCCAUUAGUCCUAUAUAUUCUCGGUCGGCAGGGGUCUCAGAUAAUAAAAUGUGUCAUCAUCUAGUGAAGAAUAUUCGGCAUCAUCAGGAGAUCAUCAGAUGUUUCCACGUACUGCAGAGCGUAAUGAAUGUGUCUAUAUUCACCUUACUUUUCGUCAAUAUGGCAGAUUUGUGUUCCUGCAUGUUCGUUACAGCUGUGCUGUUGCAGAGAGACGGGAACGUUACAAAAGCUUUGAAGCCAAUGCUGACAAUUCCACCACUCCUGUACGAAACUGGCAUGUACUGCAUCUUCGGGCAGAUCAUAACUGAUCAGAGCGAAAAACUGGUGAACUCCGCCAUGAGCAGUGGUUGGGUCGACUGUGAUCCUCGCUUCAAGCACGACCUCCUGUUCUUCCUCAUGGCAGCCAAGAAGCCUCUGGAGAUCACGGUGGGCAAGAUGAGCAAGCUGUCUAAGCAGAUGUUAGUACAGGUGCUGAAUGGAUCCUAUGCUUUGCUGAACGUGCUGUAUCACUUCCAUAGUACGCAGUAA